This is a messenger RNA of Pyrenophora tritici-repentis Pt-1C-BFP, 546 nucleotides long. RefSeq lists its product as uncharacterized. The record is from RefSeq and is a predicted model, not a curated record. NCBI's taxonomy places the organism in Eukaryota, Fungi, Ascomycota, Dothideomycetes, Pleosporales, Pleosporaceae.
AUGACUCCCUCAACGAACCGCACCUUCAAGCAGGACAUGGAAAACGUGAUUGACAUGACCAACGACAUGGAUAGUAACGCCCCUUCUAAUUCCGGACACGCUGAGCUCUCUAACCUGUUUUCUUCCAACUGCACAAUUCGACCAUCCGUCCACGAAGAACUUCAAAUGUUCUCCUCCAGCUGUAUAAUUCAACUAUCCGUCCACGACCAACUCCACAUGUUUACUUCCAGCUGCACGAUCCAACCAUCCGUCCAAGAAGAUGCCAGCAUGUUCUCCUCCAGCUGCACGAUUAGUGGAAAGACAUUGCCAACCAUGCCGCAGCUCGGCCCUAUGCAACACUACCACACCACCGCCUCGGGUCCCAUCUUCGCUCCUAUGGCACCGCUACCUCUUCAUUCGAUCGUAGAGGUAGGUCAACGAUUUGACCCUGCUUAUUAUCAGGCUCCGUUCCAAAGUCCACCUAGCAAUGCCAACUACAAUGAGAUUGAGAAGUGGUUGGACGGGGCUGUUGAGGAGAAUGGCUGUGUGUGGAAAUGGAAGGAAUGA